Effrenium voratum is the source of this 801-nucleotide messenger RNA. The record is from the annotation of a GenBank genome assembly. NCBI's taxonomy places the organism in Eukaryota, Dinophyceae, Suessiales, Symbiodiniaceae.
AUGCUGAGGAAGGCAAUGGCCAACAAGGCCCCGUCCCUUCGCGUGCAGGCGGAGAAGCGAAGUGAUGCAGGGGGUGGCAACUUGCCGAGAGACUUGCCUCCAAAGCUGAAGCCUUAUUUGCCACUACGAGACUGGGAGAAGUUCCGGGACACAGUCAACAAGGCGUUGAAACAGGAAAAGGCGACGCGCCAGCGAAUUCGCGGCACGGGCGGCGUGCCCUUCCUGCUUGGAGCGGUCUCAGUCCUUGGCUCCUGUGUUUCAAUGGUUCUUCUGCAUAUCCUGCAGCUUGACACUUUGUUCGGCGAUGCGCUGCUGGCUAUCCCUCCAGCAAUAGCUCUUUGCUUCUGGGCAUUCGUGCGUGUCCUUCUAAUGAAGCACUCGCGCAAGCACGCCCACGCGUUGCAAGACGUUACAGGUGUCUUGAAGAAGGCGUGCCACCAGCUAAGCCAAGAUCACCGGAUGCUGGCAGUCACUAUGCACAUUGGCGAGGAGGCGAUUUCCAAGCUAGAUUGGUUCCAGCGCGCCGUCGCCGCUGCCAAGGAUACCUUUUACAUCGAGUUCCGGAUCCUUGAGGGCAUGGGCCAGGAGUUCCUGGGUGACGGCGGCGAGAAGCCAGAGGACAGCACACGCCCGCCGAGCGGUGGCAGUGGGAGCUCGCUGCGAGUUGCCGCGCUCGAGGACAUGCUGCAGCUCCGCCCCAUGUCGGCCCCAGAUGUCCAGCUGGAGGGCGCCGACUCCCCGUCGAUUGGCAGAACAGCGUGGUCAGGCAGCUCCAGAACCAGCAAGCAGGCUUGGACGUAG